Molecule: messenger RNA, 6018 nt
Organism: Corythoichthys intestinalis (scribbled pipefish)
Lineage: Eukaryota; Metazoa; Chordata; Actinopteri; Syngnathiformes; Syngnathidae
Gene: zmym2
Product: zinc finger, MYM-type 2
Exons: 24
Coding region: 177-4106 (1309 amino acids)
Molecular function (GO): zinc ion binding
Source: RefSeq, a predicted model, not a curated record
GUGACACAUUCCCCAGCCAUUGAUUAGACACGGAGUGAGGCCUCAUUUUCCUAUGAAAUCUUUGAGCAGAGAAUUGGCUGGUGUUGCGUUCUGCGCAUGCGCUCCCCGGGAUUAAUGUCAAGGCACAAAAGUGGCGCUACACCGUGUGGAGCUCUACUCCGGUGGUUGCCUUAGCGAUGGACGAGGAGUCGGAACCCAACUCUGCUGUUCCGGAGGAGGAUGCGGCGGAGGCGUCCGCAACACCCGUCGUGGAGACCCCAGAGUCUGUUGCUACGGCAACAGAUGACGGCGUGGCACCGAAGAAGGUCGAGGACGACGACGAUGUCGUUCUGGUAGAAGAGGGCGCCCCUGGGCCGUCGCCUUCGCAGGAGCAGCCGGAGGGCCCCGCUGACACGGACAUGGAAAAUGCCUCGCCCGCAACUGGAGCGACACCCCCUGCUGAGGUGACGCCACCCGCCACGGUGACGCCCGACCCGUCUGAGCCUUCCAAUCCCGCCUCGGCGGCCGAGCCCAUCGUCAUAGACGACGAGGAGGAGCCGGAGGAGAACCGGGGCGGUGCUCUCGUCAGCUCGGAAGCGGAUUCAGAGAUCCGCAUUGCUAACGUCACAACGCUGGGCCAGAAAAGGGGUGCAGGGGGCAGCACGUCACCCCAACACGCUCAAGGCGAAUUGAUGAUCACCUCGGUGACGUCGCUGCAGGGCACACCAAUGCCAGGCGAAGGUGCGGCAGAGGAAAACGGUCUCCAGAUCGGUAGCGCGUACAGCCUGAGUUCUGAUGCCACGUCCGGCAGACCAAGCGCUUCCUUCAACCCUGGGCGAGGCUCAGCAGUACAAAAUGGUGAUGCUGGGGCACACAACAGAACAGACUCGUGGAUUUCCCAGUCGGCGUCGGUGCCUCGCAACCAAAAGCAGAUGGGGGUGGACUCUUCUUCCACUGCCACUACCCUGUCUAAACCUCCGGGACAGUCUUCCUCUUCCUCUCCAGGCGCACAACCGCAACCGAGGACAGUAAAGGUGACCUGCGCAAACUGCAAGAAGCCUCUGAAGAAAGGUCAGACGGCAUACCAGCGUAAAGGUUCGACGCACCUCUUCUGCUCAACCACCUGCCUCUCCGCCUUCUCGCACAAACCCCCGCCCAAGAAAAGUUGCACCAUGUGUAAAAAAGACAUCACCAACAUGAAGGGCACAAUCGUGGCCCAGGUGGAUUCCACCGAGUCCUUCCAAGAGUUCUGCAGCACCGGGUGCCUCGGCGCCUACGAGAACAAGCAGAGCGCCCCCAAGUCCAAUCUCAAAACCAAAUGCACUGUCUGUGGAAAGCUCACAGAGAUCCGACACGAGGUGAGCUUCAAGACAGUGACGCACAAGAUCUGCAGUGACCUGUGCUUCAAUGUCUACCGUCGCGCCAACGGGCUGAUCAUGAACUGCUGCGAGCAAUGUGGCGACUACCUGCCCAACAGGGCUUCGGCCAACCAUUUUGUGCUGGUGGAUGGCCAACAGAAGCGCUUUUGCUGCCAGAAAUGCAUCAGGGACUUCAAGCAGGUUCACAGCAAGCUGGCCAGCUGCUUGACGUGCAAGACGCUAAUCAAAACAGGGGAGGUGGUUCUAGGCAUGGCUGCCGACGGCACCAUGGGCUCCUAUUGCUCCGCCAACUGCAUGAAUAAGGCCAAAAUGGCCGCCACGACCUUCCACCACGCGGAGCCAUCUUGUCACUUCUGCAAAAGGAACUCUUUACCCCAGUACCAAGCCACGCUACCUGAGGGGAACGUCAUCAAUUUCUGCAGCUCACAGUGCGUCAACAAGUUCCAGAGCACCACCCUCCAGACAGCUACCAACGGGCAGACAACGCUUUCAGCGAACAACACGGUUCAGCUCAAGUGCAACUACUGCAGAGGAGCGUUCAGCGUCAAGCCAGAGACACUCGAGUGGGAGGACAAAGUGUACCACUUCUGCAGCAAGGUGUGCUGCGCCGACUACAAAAAGCUGCACUGCAUUGUUACCACGUGCGAGUUCUGCCAGGAGGAGAAGACGCUGCACACCACUGGCAACUUUUCAGGCGAGAAAAAGCCCUUCUGCAGUGAAGGCUGCAAGCUGCUGUUCAAGCAGGACUUUAUCAAGCGUCUGGGCCUCAAGUGCGUCAGCUGCAACCACUGCAGCCAGAUGUGCAAGAGAGGUGUCACGCGCCAGCUUGGAGGCAUGACGCGUGACUUUUGCGGCGAGAGCUGCGCCAAGAAGUUUCACGACUGGUACCACAAGGCGGCACGCUGCGACUGCUGCAAGGUUCAGGGCCAGCUGACGGAGUCGGUCAUGUGGCGCUCGGAGGUGAAGCAAUUCUGCGACCAGCAGUGUCUGCUCAGGUUUUACUGCCAGCAGAACGAGCCAAUCAUGGCCACGCAGAAAGGCCCUGAGAACAGCUCUACGGGCAUCGAAUCACCCGCUUCUAAAGUUGGGCUAGUGAGUCACGGUACGGCGGCGUACCCGGGCGGCGGCCUGAUGAGGGAUGUGAAAAAUAAGGCGGUCUUAUGCAAGCCGCUUACCCUCACCAAGGCCACCUACUGCAAGCCACACAUGCAGAGCAAACCCAUACAGACGGAUGUCGACGAUGGCGUGAAGCGGGAGUACGUGCCCGUUCCCAUCCCCGUGCCAGUCUUCAUUCCUGUACCCAUGAAUAUGUACUCACAGCACACGCCCACGCCGCUUUCUUUGCCUUUACCACUCCCAGUCCCCGUUUUCCUGCCCACCACCCUGCAGAACGCAGACCAGCUCGUCCAGACCAUCCAAGAGCUUAGAAGCAAGACUCCCUCGGACCCCGACGCUGUCCAGAUGAGCUCGCCGUCCCCGACUGAAGCGACUUUAGAGGACCGGAAAGCAGACAUGAAGCUUGAGGAGACGAGUGAGCAUGGAGAUGAGGAAAUGGUUACCAGCAGCUCAGAGGAGGUGAAGAAGGAAAGAGGAGACUUAAAGAAGGAGGUGAAGAAGGAAGGAGGAGACCUAAAGAAGGAUGUGGUAAACGAGGAAGAAGGGGAUGUAAAAGAGGAGGAAGAAGGUGGCUGCAUGGACCUGGAGGAGGACUUCCCUCUCGCUUCGGCGUCAGUCGCAGGAGAGCGGGAGGAAGAGCCGACGUUGCGACCUCUGCCAAGGACGAGAGGGAGCAAGAGAUUGGUGGUGGAACGCAGCUUGAUGUCUGGCUCAUCAUAUCGUUCGCCGGCCCUAAAAGCACGCUACGGCCUCAAUGCGUUCAGACGCUGGCUGAGCUCGGGUAGUAGAGAAGGAUCCGCGGCUGAGACCAAAGCGUUGGAUGCUGCUCUGGUGAAUCCUGUGGAAACCGACGUGCUGAAAAUGUGCACCGAUGAGCUGAACGAGAAGUUGUGUGGCUUUGUAAAAGAGGUGUGCCGGCCAAAUGGGGAGCGAUACGCCCCUGACAGCAUCUACUACCUCUGCCUCGGGAUUCAGAAGCAUCUUCACACCAAUGGGCAAAAGAUUGACAUCUUCAGCGACUGUUCUUAUCAGAGGUUCAGGGAGGAGCUCAACAAGGUUCUGAAAGACUGGAAGCCCAGCCUGCUUCCUGAUGGCACAGCAUGGAGCCGCGUGGACGAGCAGUGCCUGUGGACAGGCGGACAUCUGGCCGGCGCCACACCCGCCGCUUUGCUACGCUCGCUGGUUUACCUGAACGCCAAGCUCCUGCGCAUGCGCAACGCUCAGCAACACUUAAGCUUGUCUUUCGCCGACGUCUACGGCCCAGACGCCACACACCCCGCCACCACCGGGGGAAGUCACGCUUGCAUCCGCGUGCCUUCCCCAGUCUCUCAGGUUGCAAAAGAAUCUCGCAAGAGAAAGCUGGACUGUGAAGACGAUGACGACACGGGAUCACUCUGUCCUGUCACGGAGCAGGAGCGACACCUUUUCCAGCUCUACCGCUCCAAGUGCCCGGCGUCGUUGCUGGAGCGGUCCGACUUCUUCUACGCUCAGCCCGAACCGGCCUGGGACGGUGACGGGCCGUGGUUCACCUCCACGCCGCUAGAACGCCACACGCUGGAGAGCCUCCUUGUUAGAGUCCUGCUGGUGCGGGACAUCUACACGGACUCGCAGGAGCCAGAUGAGGCGGAGUAGCACGUCCACUGGGGACGCGUAGGUUGUUAGUAGAUCCGCAGGAAGGCCAUAGUGAGUAGCUCUUCCCACAUUUUCUUAUGUAAACACCCUUCAUUCCUAUCGCCGAGCUCCACGUGGCGCCACCCGCGGCGACAAAAAUACAGUCACAGAAUGUUUUUGCCAACUACCGGUCGCGAUCCGACGGCGAUACCGUUUGGAGAGUCUGUUUAUGCGGAAUCCCGUGCUCCUCGCUGUUCAGGCGUCAGAAAAGACAAUCACCACACCUGUGAGCGCAUGUCUUCUUAGCAGCCCAUUCCUUAGCUCCUUGGCUGCCAUUUACAGCGAUGGAUGUCCAAUGCAUUUUGAUGGGGAGGGCUGCCAGCCCCUCCCCGUCCAAAUGGAUUAGACAUCUUUCGCCGUCAAUGGCAGCUAAUGAAGGAACUUUCAGCACUUUUUUCUCUCGUUAUGAAAUUCCACCACGCUAACGAAUUGUUCAUUGUAAAAACCAAAAAUUCGGAACGUGCAAUUCGUUGGGCCAUUGAAAAAUGAUGGCGCUGUUACACUUAAUAUAGCGAGGCACGUGCGUUCUCCAUCUUUACCCAGCGAUGCUUUUUUUGCCCAUAAACUUGGCUUGUUCGAAUAUUUUAAGCUGGGCAAAGUAAUACAAGCCCCAAUUUCAUUUUGUACAUUUUCUUGGACACUAUUGCCCUUCCAGUCACUUGAAACAUGCAAAUAUUUAGGCAGGGAGAAUCCAUACUGAACAUUUUUUCACAUUUGUUGAAAAAACAAAACAAUUAUAACUUUAGUGGAUAGUUUUGGUUAUGCUGUUUGCCAUUACGGUACUUUCCAGUUUGAGAGAAAUCUCGCCAGUGAUGAGCUUGUCACACAUUGUGUUUUGAAGAUCUUCCUGAUACAAAAUGUUACGCGUCAUUUCAUCUUGUUUUACGGAAAAGUCUUUCUUGGAAUAUCAAGAAAAUUGAGUUCAGAAUAGUAAAAAGACACCUCUUAUGAAAUAUUAUGUGCAUUUUGUACAAUUAGCAUCGCAUUUGUUAAAAUUGCUAUUUUCAGUUGCAACUCUGGCAACUCAUCUGAGUCGGAGCACACGAUUUACUCCAGCUGCACAUCAUUUCAGUUGAUGGACGUCGCAAUCGGUUUUCCAAACAUUGUAGCUUUGUAGAAAAAUUUUGUUUUUAUCAAACUAAAAUUUUCCCAAAUGACAUCGCCGCGACACGCAGUAUAGUCGACCGCGUCUCCAUUAGCUGGAAGUAACAUCACAUGCUUACUAGCAUUGUUAGCUAACACGGUUCCGAUUGUUUUGAUGGCGUCAUAAGAACUGGGAUAGUCACAAAAGGGACAAAAAACAAGCAACCACCAUUUUUUUUUGUUUUUGAAACAUAUUUAUUUCUCAUUGUUCUCUCCUUUUUUCUUCAAGAGCUUGUUUAAAAAGACGAAAAAAAGACUGACACUCCACAACAAAACGAAGGACGAUCUUGGUGGCUUUGGUGUGUCAUUCUGAUUUUUUUACUUUGGCGCGUCAUUCGUUUGAUUUCUCCCAAGAAAAAAACAACUAAACUCAGGUUUGCGUUCAUUGGAUUCACCAUUAAAAUGACUUAAAAUGGGUAAUGUUAUUACUUCCUGUAUUUAACACAUUAGCAUCCCAUGAGUUAAAAUAGUGGGCGUCGAUCUUAAUUUGGGUGACAGGUGGAGCAUCUUUUUUUGUAGUGGAGGGCUCUUAGGUCGAGUUUGCUCCUCAGUAACGGACACAAAUCGGAAAAACCUUUAAGCGAGCCCGUCGGGGCGGCGUCUGUGCCGGUCCGGGUGUCGCCGCUGACUCGGGUGUGAAUGUGCCUCUGUGUAAAUAUGAACGUGUGUGUAUGCGCGCACUCUACACUGCUGGUGUGCUUGUGUUCAAUAAAUGACUUUUUUUUUUCUA